UUUAUUCUUGUGCUCCAGCUCAGCAUUCGGUGACUCUAAGAAGCUGUUCAACCUGAAAGAAAGCAACUGGCUCUGUGACAUCUACAGUAUCUUGGGGGCAAAAGUAGAGUUGGACUGAAGAGCUAAGGACGUCCCAUGAAAUGGAGAUGACCCACGCAGAAAAAGAAGCAAAUGGAGUAGACAAUCCCACUUUUAUUACUGAUGAUGGUAAAUAUUGUAACUUCACUGAAGAUGGUGCUACAGUUCUAGACUAUGAAGAAAAACCAGAAGACUUCAGCAGGCAAGGUGGUAACAAGCUGGCAUACACUGUCACAGAUAUACCUCCAUGGCAUCUUUGCAUCUUCCUGGGAAUUCAGCAUUACCUGACUGCACUUGGAGGUCUCGUCGCAAUUCCUCUCAUCCUUUCCAAAUCACUUUGUCUGGAGCAUGACACUCUGACACAAAGUCACCUGAUCAGCACCAUAUUUUUCGUCUCAGGGAUCUGCACUCUUCUUCAAGUUAUCUUUGGAGUAAGGCUACCUAUUCUACAAGGAGGAACCUUUGCAUUUUUAACUCCUUCACUGGCCAUGCUCAGUUUGCCCUACUGGAAGUGCCCUGAUUGGACCAAUAAUGCCAGCAUGGUGGAUCCUACUUCCCCAAAUUUCAUUGAGUUAUGGCAGGUUCGAAUGAGAGAGUUGCAGGGAGCAAUUAUGGUAGCAUCUUGCUUCCAAAUUUUUGUUGGCUUUUCGGGUCUCAUUGGAUUCCUGAUGCGGUUCAUUGGCCCUCUGACUAUUGCUCCAACCAUAGCUUUGGUGGCGCUGCCUCUCUUUAGCUCUGCAGGAAAAGAUGCUGGAGAACACUGGGGGAUAGCAGCCAUAACGAUUUUCUUCAUAGUUUUAUUCUCUCAGUAUCUGAAAAAUGUGCCUGUUCCACUACCAUCUUACAAAAAAAGCAAAAAAUGCCAUUUCUCCAAGAUCUACCUCUUCCAGAUCUUUCCAGUGCUGUUUGCUCUCACAAUUACGUGGCUAUUAUGUUUUGUACUGACCAUCACCAACGUUCUCCCUUCAGAUACAAGAACUUAUGGUUAUUUAGCUCGGACUGACAGCAAAGGUGAUGUCAUAAGCAAGGCACCCUGGUUUCGAUUUCCUUACCCAGGCCAGUGGGGAGUGCCCACAAUUAGUUUGGCUGGUGUAUUUGGCAUCAUAGCUGGAGUGAUCUCCUCCAUGGUGGAGUCAGUGGGAGAUUACUAUGCCUGUGCUCGUUUGUCUGGUGCUCCACCCCCUCCCAAGCACGCAAUCAAUCGUGGAAUUGGAGUAGAAGGGAUUGGCUGCCUUCUGGCUGGAGCCUGGGGAACAGGAAAUGGUACCACUUCUUACAGUGAAAACGUUGGAGCUUUGGGGAUCACUCGGGUAGGUAGUAGAAUGGUCAUUGUAGCUGGGGGCCUUGUUCUGCUUUUGACUGGCAUGUUUGGCAAGAUUGGGGCUGUGUUUGCCAGCAUUCCAACACCCAUCAUCGGAGGAAUGUUUCUUGUGAUGUUUGGUAUCAUCACAGCUGUGGGGGUUUCUAAUUUACAGUACACAGACAUGAAUUCUUCAAGAAACAUAUUCAUCUUUGGCUUUUCUAUAUUUGCUGGCUUGACCAUUCCACACUGGGUGGAGAAUAAUGCAGAAAAACUAAAAACAGGAACUGUACAGCUAGACCAAGUGAUCCAGGUACUGCUAACUACUGGCAUGUUUGUUGGCGGAUUCCUGGGCUUUUUUCUUGAUAACACUAUUCCAGGAAGCCAAGAAGAACGAGGACUCCUCGCUUGGAGAAAAGAUUAUAAUGAAGAGUCUGAUGGCGCUGUGAAUAACCUGCACAUCUAUGAUCUUCCAUUUGGAAUAGGUUCCAAAUUCUGUGUUGCUAACUGGUUUAAAUAUCUUCCAGUGUGCCCUAAGCCGCUGGCUACCCAAGGUGCAAAGGAACAGAAGAGUAACAAAGUUGAUUUUGAAAGGAACUCUGAUAAUGAUAUUAACACAAAGGUUUAAAUCUGCAGCAGAAAGGGGGGGGGGGGGAAACCCCGGUUCCCUAAGCUUCUGAAAAAUCAUCUUCCUUUUUGUGGGUUUCGUAGCCCUUGAGUUGUGUGUGGCUCAAGACUAAUGUCCAAAAAACAGUUCCAUUAUUUUCUCUCCCAUCUACCCUCUGCCUCCGACUGCCCAUUCAGAAUCCUGAAUGUCAAUUUCUUUAUAGAAUCAUUUCAGAAAAUCAUUUACUUUAACAAUAGAAGUUAAAAAAAGAAGAAAAUCAUUUAGUUAAGGAGUGGAAAGUACAGGUGUGGGUCAUGAGAAAGAAUUUUUUUUUCCAUGAUGGAAAAGUGUUGCCCAGAAAAUCUUGGGAAGAUGACUCAACUAGCCUUGUGCAACCGGAACAAUCUUGAAAUAAACACACUGAAAACCAUAGAAAUGGUGAUAGAUUUUAAGAGAAACCCUCCUAUUCUCCACCUCUUACAAUACUAGACAACACAGUAUCAACAGUAGAGAUCUUCACGUUUCUAGGUUCUAUCAUAUCUCAAGACUUUAAAUGGACACCUAACAUCAAAAACAUCAUCAAAGAAGCACAACAAAGAAUGUUCUUUCUGCGCCAACUCAGAAAGCUCAAACUGCCCAAAGAGCCGCUGAUUCAGUUCUACAGAGGAAUUAUUGAGUCUGUCAUCUGCACCUCUAUAACUGUCUGGUUUGGUUCUGCAACCCAACAAGACAGGCACAGACUUCAGAGGAUAAUUAGAACUGCAGAAAAAACAAUUGCUACCAACCUGCCUUCCAUUGAGGACCUGUAUACUGCACGAGUCAAAAAGAGGGCUGAGAAAAUACCUACAGACUCCUUACAUCCUGGACAUUAAUUGUUUCAACUUCUACCCCAGUGAUGGCUAAACUUUUCAGCACUGAGUGCCAAAACUAGAGCAUGUGCACCGGAGCGCUGGAGCUCCGGAACCCAAAAGAGAGCAGCUGGCCGGUGCACAUGCACACGGUGGCCAGCUGUUUUUCCGGGUUCCAUCACGUGCAUGGCGUGACAGCUGGUCUGGCGCACAUGGGCACCGGCCAGCUGCUCUCUUCUGGGUUCUGGCGUGCACAUGCACACCAGACAGCUGGUCUUCAUGCGGCGUGCACAUGUACACGCCGCAUCCCAGAAGAGAGCAGUUGGCUGAUGCACAUGUCCACAGAGAGGACUCUGCACACCAGAACAACUAGACAAAAGGACAGUUUUUUCCUGAAUGCCAUCACUCUGCUAAACAACUAAUUCCCACACCACUGUCAAACUAUUUAUUAAGACUGUAUUACUAUUCUUCUUCUCAUCCUUCCUAUUACCUCUCUCCUCCCACUUAUGAUUGCUUGUAUUUUUACGAUUUAUGUUGUUCUGUUUCCUAGUAUGAUUUAAUUGCUUAUUAGUAACCUAUGACUAUCACUAAGUGUUGCAUCUUAUGAUUCUUGAUGAAUGUAUUUUUUCUUUUUUCUCCUUCUAUGUACACUGACAGCAUAUGUACCAAAGACUAAUUCCUCGUGUGUCCAAUCACACUUGGCCAAUAAAGAAUUCAAUUCAAUUCAAUUCAAUUCCUGUUCCUGUUCCUGUUCUAUUCCUAAAGCAUCAGGCUAAGGUUUCAAUAAAUACAGCCUCAAACUUUAUCUCAGCUGAACUGAUUGGAUACAAUUGAUCAAACCCUAAGUUUGCAUGCUUUGUACUUUUGGUGUCCCCCUAUUUUUUUAAUCAUCAGAAUGGUUAAGUUUAUAAAAGCUCUGGAAGAUAGUAAAAAUGUAAAUUGUCACAUGAUGCUGCAUAUGGCCAUAAAUCAGGGCUGAUUGCCAAGCACCCAAAAUGAAUCCAUGUGAUUGUGGGGGGUGGAGGUGGGGUGGCCAUCAGAAUUUUGAAUCUGGGUCAUAUGUACCUUUUUUUGGGGGGGGGUGUCCCUUGUAACGUCAAACAUUUGCUAAGUGACCAAUCAUAAGUUGAGGGCUAUCUGUACUUUACCCAGAUAAAUAUAUGUUUGUAUAAUGUUGUGCCUUAUUUUAAACUGUACCGAAAGAAAAAUAUUAGUAAUAUGAUAUGCAUGAGGAAAUGCUUUUGAUCAUUCCCUUGGGGGUAGGCCAUUUUGGUUUACUAAUAAGCCCUAUUUCAUGCUGACAGUUAUUUCCUAUGUUCUGAUUUCGGGAGGAUUUGCACUGAUGACUUGUUCGUUUGUUUGCAUCAUAUCACAUUUAGGGUUUGCAUUGCAAAUCAAUAUUUUCUAAAAUUCUGAAAAAAGGGAUUUUCAUCUGAUUAAUCAUAGGGCAUUAUAGAAGGGCCAAAUCAGGUCCUUUCUGCCCAUUUCAGUUUCCUGUUAUAUGGUUAAAUGUGUCUAAUCACAUGUGGCCAAAUAAAAUAUUCUAUUUCUAUUUC
This is a messenger RNA of Pantherophis guttatus, 4389 nucleotides long. RefSeq names its product solute carrier family 23 member 1-like. The record is from RefSeq and is a predicted model, not a curated record. NCBI's taxonomy places the organism in Eukaryota, Metazoa, Chordata, Lepidosauria, Squamata, Colubridae. Gene Ontology annotation, cellular component: membrane. Gene Ontology annotation, molecular function: oxidoreductase activity, acting on paired donors, with incorporation or reduction of molecular oxygen; transmembrane transporter activity; iron ion binding. Gene Ontology annotation, biological process: transmembrane transport.